Molecule: messenger RNA, 528 nt
Organism: Eriocheir sinensis (Chinese mitten crab)
Lineage: Eukaryota; Metazoa; Arthropoda; Malacostraca; Decapoda; Varunidae
Exons: 1
Coding region: 1-528 (175 amino acids)
Source: RefSeq, a predicted model, not a curated record
AUGUCCAUCACCCAGCUGGCCACGCCCCUGCCGGACAACGCCGUGCCCCUGGAGCCCGGCCCCUCACCCCUGCCUCCCUGCAGACGGUCUCUGCCCCCCCUCACCCCUGCCGUGGGGAACGUGGCCCCCGCGGCAGGCCGGGCACCAGCAGCUGCAGCGAGGGGGCAGGGCCGCAGGGACGCCCCGGCCCUCGCCCCCUGCCCCCCGCCCAGACCGGGGGGCUGCGAGGGUCCUGCCGGGGGUCGGCGGGAGCGGCCCAAGUUCCUGCCCUUGGUGUCCCCGCACCGGCCGGCACAGCCUGGCCCCCCGGCCCCGCCCCAGCCCGCCCUGCGCCCCGUCCCCCAGGUCGCUCCCCGCCCAGCCCACCCACCGCCCCCGCGCCCCCUGCUCCGCGCCCACAGCUUCUCGCAGCCUGAUUACAGCCACGUGCGGCCCCUGGGUGGACAGUCGUCCUCUGCCCUCACCAGCCCUGGCACUGGGGCGCGUGCCCAGGCGAGGCGGUGCCGUCCGGGGCACCAAGAUGGGUAG